Penaeus vannamei (Pacific white shrimp) is the source of this 1926-nucleotide messenger RNA. The record is from RefSeq and is a predicted model, not a curated record. Lineage: Eukaryota; Metazoa; Arthropoda; Malacostraca; Decapoda; Penaeidae.
GAGAAGUCGGUACUCUGUGUGUCGAAAGUCGGGCCGAGUGAACGAGGUAUUAUCGGCGAAUUGCUGUUGAUCCGACCUUUAUACACUAGAAAGAAUGACAUUAGCCUGAGGAGAGAGGAAAAUAAAUAAGCCAAAGUGACCACAAAGCCCGGGGUCCGAAGAAGGCGGCAGAACGAUGAAAAACCGGACGGACGAAGGCUCCGUCAAGCGUCCGAAUCCCUGCGAUGACUUCCGCCGCCGCAAACUGCCGCGCUUCGACUACGAGGAGGCGAUGGACACCUUCGAGGGCGGCCAGAGCGAGCUGCCCGACGCGGCGCUGGCGCUCGAGCACUUCUCGGGCGUGAGCCUCCCGGCCGGCGAGGGAGACUGCCCCACGGGCGGCCAGGACGCGGUCGGCCUCCCGGGCCACGCGCGCCCCGUCCUCAAAAUCCCCUCCACGCUGAAAUGCCUCGCGACCUUUGACCUUCCGGGCAAGGCCGACCUGCACCAGCUGCUCACCAACAACCUGGCGCAGCAUCUCGCGGUGCAGAACGAGAAGCUGAAGAGCAACCUGCUGUUCGGCCACGGGGCGCACCCGCCGCACCUUCACCCACACCACCUCCACCACAGCCCCCUGGGCGCCCCGCCCCCCUCGGCCUCCGCGCCCUCCGCCGCGCCCAACCCCCCGGGAUGCAGGGAGGCCGCCCCCCGCGACCCGCAGGACGCCCUGGAGGUCACGAGAGAGGCGGACGCCAAGGAGGAGUCCGCGAGGAGAGAGUCCGGGGACGUCGUCGACGUGAAGAUGGAGAACCCGGACGAAGUGAGGAGAAGGAGAGAGUCGGGCGAGGGAGAGGAGAAGGGAGAGGGCGAGGACGGCGAGGAGGGAGAGGCGGCGAACGAGGGCGAGAGGCAGGAGGAGAGGAGAGACGACGAGGGCAACACCGCCCCCCGCGUGACCCCUUUCUCCGUCAUGGACAUCCUCGACCCGCACAAGUUCACCGGGAGGUCGAGCGAGGACGACCUGCACGACUCCUUCUCCGACCGCCCGGACGACGAGGACGACAACGCCUACAUCUCAGUGUGCUCGGACUCCGGCGACGAGGCCGACGGGCCCGAGGGCGAGGGCGGCGGCGCGAAGGACGACGGGUCUUCGGCGGGGCGGCGGGGGCCGGGGGGAAGCCCCGGCGGGGCGCGCACGGCCUUCACCUACGAGCAGCUGGUGUCCCUGGAGAACAAGUUCAAACAGACGCGGUACCUGAGCGUGUGCGAGCGCCUGAACCUGGCCCUGGCGCUCAACCUGACGGAGACGCAGGUCAAGAUCUGGUUCCAGAACCGCCGCACCAAGUGGAAGAAGCAGAACCCCGGGUGCGACGUCAACACGCCCACGCAGCCGCCCAGCCCGCCCAUCUCGACGUACCCGGGCGGACUGCUGCCCCCCUCCCCCACCCCCCUCUGCUGUGCCCCGCCCCCUCUCCUACCGGGGCCCCCUCCCCCACCACACGCCCCUCGCGGCACUCUACCUGCAUCACCUGGCCCGCUGAACCCCCCCCCUCACCCUCAUCGCCGCACCUACUCCUCCAUCGUCAUCAACACGCCCGUUAUUCUCCAUUUCGCUCCAUCGCCAAACAUUCCUUCCAUAUUCUCAAUUUCCUAUUCUCAUCCCCUUCUUCUUCUUCUUCUUUUUCAUCUCCUCCUUAUCUCCUCUCCCUCACUACCUCCGCCAACACGGCCGCAUAUCAUGUUUUAUGUUGUGUGAGUCUUCUCACUAUGUGUUCCUACGGUUUCCUUUAUAAGGUGAACAGAUUAGUCAAACAUUUUUUAUAUAUUGUAUCGAGACGUCCUCGCUGUUUCGCUGACGUACAGUGUAUAUUGUGUACAGUUAAUAGUCCAUAUAUAUAACGUAUAUGCAUAGUGUUUGCUAUGUUAUUAUACAUCCAAAUGUUCCUG